Molecule: messenger RNA, 483 nt
Organism: Mucor velutinosus
Lineage: Eukaryota; Fungi; Mucoromycota; Mucoromycetes; Mucorales; Mucoraceae
Exons: 2
Coding region: 1-483 (160 amino acids)
Molecular function (GO): N-acetyltransferase activity
Source: RefSeq, a predicted model, not a curated record
AUGGCUAAACUCUCAAACGUCUCUAUCAAGCAGCUGGUAUAUCCUGGAGGAAUCGAUGACGCUCUGAAAGUUCGCAUCGCUGUCUUUGUUGAUGAACAGAAAUACACUCUGGAGAGUGAAUUAGACAACCUGGACGAAGGGUCCUACCACUGGGCUGCUUACUGUGAUAAGGAGAAUGAAGAUGGCACAAUCGAAAACAAUAUUCCUGUAGGAACCAUUCGUAUGAUUCCUAAGCCUGACAAUGUCGCCAAGUUGGGUCGUUUAGCUGUUCUCAGCACAGCUCGUGGGCUCUACAUUGGGCAGCUACUUGUCAAGGAAUUCAUCAAGUUUUGCAAGGAAAACGGCUAUCAUACCAUUGUUUUACACUCGCAAUAUCCUCGACGUGGAUUUUAUGCUAAGCUUGGAUUUGUGAUUGAAGAAGGUGAAGAAAUCUUUGAUGAAGAUGGCACUCCUCAUAUUCGCAUGUAUAUGCGUAACAUCUAG